Molecule: messenger RNA, 1113 nt
Organism: Kazachstania africana CBS 2517
Lineage: Eukaryota; Fungi; Ascomycota; Saccharomycetes; Saccharomycetales; Saccharomycetaceae
Gene: CPR6
Product: peptidylprolyl isomerase CPR6
Exons: 1
Coding region: 1-1113 (370 amino acids)
Biological process (GO): protein peptidyl-prolyl isomerization; protein folding
Cellular component (GO): intracellular membrane-bounded organelle
Molecular function (GO): peptidyl-prolyl cis-trans isomerase activity; protein binding
Source: RefSeq, a predicted model, not a curated record
AUGGCAAGACCAAAGACCUUUAUCGACAUCUCCAUCGGUGAUUCCAGCAAGGGACGUAUCGUUUUCGAAUUGUACAAUGACAUCGUUCCAAAGACCGUCGAGAACUUCUAUCAAUUAUGUAAAGGUGACUACGCAAUGUGCAAAUCCAAUCCAGAAAUCCCAUUAUCUUACAAAGGCUCUCUUUUCCACAGAGUGAUAAAAGAUUUCAUGCUACAAUUUGGUGACUUCACUGCUGGUAAUGGUACAGGUGGUGAAAGUAUUUAUGGUGAAAAAUUCGAAGAUGAGAAUUUUGACGUUAAACAUGAGAGACCUUACCUCUUAUCCAUGGCCAAUGCGGGUCCAAACACUAAUGGCUCUCAAGUGUUUAUCACUUGUGUUCCAACUCCUCAUUUGGAUGGCAAGCAUGUCGUUUUCGGUGAAGUUAUUCAAGGUAAGAGACUUGUCAGAUUGAUUGAGAAACAGCAAACCGAUGAAGGCGAUAAACCAAUGAGAGACGUCAAGAUUGAAGAUUGUGGGAUCUUACCUGAAGAUUACGUUGUCCCAGAGGACGCUGAAUCAACUCCAACAGACGAAUUCGGUGACAAUUAUGAAGAAUUCUUAAAGGAUGAUUCCAAAGUUGACGUGAAAGACGUUAAUAGUGUCCUAAAGGCCAUUGAAACUGUUAAGGCAAUUGGUAGCGAGCAAUUUAAAAAACAAAACUUCGAAGUUGCAUUGGCCAAAUAUCAAAAAUGUGACAAAUUCCUAAAAGAAUAUUUCCCUGAUGAUUUACCUGAAGAUGACAUCAAGAAGGUUAAUUUAUUAAAGGUUACCAUACCAUUAAAUAUCUCUCUCGCGGCUUUAAAGGGAAAGGAUUAUAGAACCGUCAUGGUAGCCUCUUCCGAGGUCCUAUAUGCUGAAGCUGCUGAUGAUCUAGCCAAGGCAAAGGCUCUUUACCGUCGUGGUUUAGCCUACAGUGCAGUUAAUGAUACAGAUAUGGCAAUAAAUGAUUUGGAAAUGGCUGCCAAUUUCCAUCCAAAUGAUGCAGGUAUUCAAAAGGCCAUCAAGGAUACCAAGGCUAAAAGAAAGGCCGAAACUGACAAGCAAAAGAAAGCACUAUCAAAGAUGUUUGCUUAA